Molecule: messenger RNA, 645 nt
Organism: Megalobrama amblycephala (Wuchang bream)
Lineage: Eukaryota; Metazoa; Chordata; Actinopteri; Cypriniformes; Xenocyprididae
Product: cytochrome c oxidase subunit 6B1
Exons: 4
Coding region: 174-434 (86 amino acids)
Cellular component (GO): respiratory chain complex IV; mitochondrion
Source: RefSeq, a predicted model, not a curated record
AUCUCAGUCGUUUCAAUGUGACCUGAGUCCGCCAUACCGUGUGUAAAGGACUGCACGAGCGCUCAAGUGCACUUACUAUCACACACAUAAAGCGAGUGGAUGAGGAUUGUGUGACACUGAACAAAAGUCACUUUCAGCAGCCAGCCGCCUCAGACAGGGACCGCGCAAGAGUCAUGGCAGAGGACAUUCAGCAGAAACUGGAGAAGUACCGCACGGCACCGUUCGAUGCCCGCUUCCCGAACCAGAACCAGACGAGAAACUGCUGGCAGAAUUACCUGGAUUAUUAUCGAUGCCAAAAAGCUCUGGAUGCCAAAGGUGUGGACACAGCCCCAUGUGACUGGUACAAGAGGGUCUACAAGUCUCUCUGCCCUCUCUCCUGGAUCGAGAAAUGGGACUCUCAGAGGGACGAUGGCACGUUCCCAGGGAAGAUCUGAAGAUCGCACAGUCUCCAAAACACUGCAUCAGGGGAACCGAAACGCAUCUGUCUGUGGUAUCGUCUCAGUCCAGCCGAGCAGGGCCUUAUCAAAGAUUGUUCAAAAACGCACCUGUGAGGCUGGAGGAUGAGACAGAUUGUUAAUGUCAUUCCUUAUUUAAAUGAAAGUGUUGCAGAUUCUGCAUUAAAUUCUCUCAGGCAUUGAAACAUGA